Anneissia japonica is the source of this 2210-nucleotide messenger RNA. RefSeq names its product E3 ubiquitin-protein ligase NRDP1-like. Lineage: Eukaryota; Metazoa; Echinodermata; Crinoidea; Comatulida; Comatulidae. Gene Ontology annotation, molecular function: metal ion binding; ubiquitin-protein transferase activity. The coding region runs from base 148 to 732 and encodes 194 amino acids. The transcript is spliced from 5 exons. Gene Ontology annotation, biological process: protein ubiquitination. The record is from RefSeq and is a predicted model, not a curated record.
GGAAAGUUACGUUUGUGGAGGUCGUUUUUAAAACAAAACAAGGGAUCAGUUUUUAGCUAACAAAAAUGAUUUGUGAAAUUUUUAGUACUGUACAAUAGGCUUACUGUAGCAGUAGUGUGUAGGGCCUAGACUGGAGUUCCAAGUUCUAUGGCAUGUAAAAAACGAAAACGAGAAGCUAUUGACGAACAGGACGACGAAGAAGAAAGAUAUUUUUUAAAUCCUGAGUCCGUAAGCCGUCAUCUGUUUUGCUCAAUCUGUCAGGAGGUGUUCAUCAAACCACAGCGUGCACCCUGUGGUCAUAGCUACUGCAAAAAGUGCAUAACGUCAUGGUUGAAGCACAAGAAAACCUGCCCAGAAGAUAGGGUGCCCCUUCAACCUUUGCAGCUUCAUAAUGACUUCAUCUUGGCAAACAUCAUAGGGGAUCAGAUGGUUGCAUGCCCUUUUCGCAAAGCAGGAUGCGAUUUCAUUGGUCAGCUUCAAAAGUUGGCCUCCCAUAAAAAGUCCUGUGACUUUAACCCUGUCAACCUUCCUGAAUUUAUGUUCAAGGGGACAACAAGUAACCAGGUAUUAACACCAGGGCCUAACAAGGAUGGCAACAGCAUACUUGGAGAUGGUGAAUCGCUACCCACGCCAGCCAAACCAUCACUGAAGAUGCGUCUAUUCCACAAUGGAGGGGGUCAGAGGGAUUUAUUACUUUCAAUGUUUAAUAACAAAGAAAAUAAAAAUACAUGAUCUAUGUGGUGACUAUAAUAAUGAUGAUGAUUACAAUUACCAAAACAGGGUUGUACACCCCUAGUUGUAGAAAAUUAAGGGUGGGGUGACAUUUUAAGGGUGGUUGUGUGGUAAGUGGGUUAAUAAUGGUUAAGUGGAGGACCAUGAAAUUAGCUUUAGACUGGGUGGAAAACUUCAAGUCUGGGUGGCCCCGCCCACCAUUAGCCCCGCCCACCAUAACUACAUACUGUACAACAACAAAUGUGGUAAUAAAUCAAACAAAUAAUAAUGAUUGAGACACUCAAAUAUCCUUAUACAUGGAAAAUAAUUUUUAAUAUUUUUACAAACAUACAUAUCUCACAGUUUUCAAAAUCAAAAGAAUAUAUAUAAUUUUGAAAUACAGUAGUUUGGAUGUUAACCAUUGGCAUUCAAAUGUUGCCAUUAUAAAUCAAGUUAAAAAAUACAUUUUAAAUAUAUAUUUUACAAGAUAUAUACUUAAAUUUAAUUUAAGUGUGAACACUGUAAUUCAUUACUUUAAUGUGCUACAAAGUUGAAGCAUUCAAUGCCAGGAAAAAAAAUCAAUUGGUAAUCAAUUAUUUGAAUGUUACAAUAUCACACUUCAGAGUGUGUGAUAACAAGAAUUUAUUAAGUACAAACAUUGUGAAGCAUAUCACUAAACAAGUUAAAUAUUUCAAAUCAAUUUCAAUGCAAGAAUUAUAUGUGAUCACUCAUCAAAUAGAGUGAUAUCUUUCAUAAAGAUACACCAUCAAAAAAAGCGUCACAUAAAAUGUGAUGGAACAGAGUUGAACACGUUCAACUGUUUUUGAUACAAUUUGAUAAUAUGAUAUGACGUCACUGUACCCAUAUAUGGGCACAUCACAUUCUUUGUCCACACUAUCAAAUUUGUAUGAUGUGCCCAUAUUUAGGCAUGAUGAUGUCACAUUACAUAUAUUUGACACAUGCAAUGUAAAUAGAUAGUGCGGACAGGUCUUCAAGUUGUACUUCAUCAAGUGUUAUGCCCAUCCACAGUGACAUUUGAAAAUCAGGGUUAAGAUUUUCCAGGGGUGGCGCCAGGAUUUGGGGCUUUGAGGUUUGUGACGAGAGCAAAGCGAACAUGAAAAUUUGGACAAUUUAGGGGUUCCAAAGUGUUAUAUAAUUGAUUUAGAGUUAGAAAAUACAGACAAUUUUUUUUCUCCCCGACAAACUGUGGUUUUUUUCCCCUGGGGUGGGGGGUGGACAGUUCUAGGUCUUACCCCCUUUUUACUGAAGGCCUAGGCCUUUAUGAUUCAUUGUCAACUACUACUCACAUUAUGUAUUUUGGUUGGUAAUACAGGACCAUAAAACAUGUGGACAGGAACAUAACUUGAUGAAAUCUUAAAAAGUUGUGAUAACAUAUGACAUUGAUAUACAUUAUACAAUGGCAAGAUUGUAACUGUAAAACAUUUUCAAGAAAAAUAUAUGUAAUAAAUGAAGGGAAUAAAUUCAGCAGCUUUUAAAAA